AAACCGCCUCAUAUCCAACGCAGAAUUAUUGCUCGGUGUACGAAGCACUAUAUAAAUCGGUUAUGUGGUUCGCCUUGCAUUCAUGCCCAACGACCCAACCAGCGUCAUCGACAAUAAUGUGCCAACGCACCGUAAACCAUCGCAUGACCGAACCGAGCGACCUAAGCAGCCUCUAUAUUCUCACGAGUAGAAAACAAACUCCAGCUCAAACACGGCCUUCUUUACCUCAGCCCUUUCAAUGUAAACCCAAGCCUCACCUAGAUGGUUCUAAUGGCAACCUCUUCACUCCCUGGCCUUCAAACCUUUGUAGCGCAAAUCGGGCUCGAUCCACUCCCGACUUUUGCAACAGCAGAUGCUUUGAAUAAUCCUAUUGAUAUCUACCAUUCAUAUCUCGCAGAGCGCUUGCAGACGCUUGUCGAGUGCGACCCAGAUGUCGUCUACCAUUCUAUUCAACUUUCAAAGACAAUUGAAGAUGGAGACUUAGAUAUCGUUUUGCCGAAGCUAAAACUAGCUGGCGUAAAGCCCAAAGAGCUCGCAGGCGAGCUUCUCAAAAAAUUUCUACCUCAUCCCCUCUUUGCUGCCCCUUUCAAAGAUGGCGUCCACAUUCGAGUCCUUUUCUCCACCAAAAAUACUCCGCGACUCCUUCUCCCCUAUGUCAACGACCGGAAGGCCACUUAUGGCAACUUUCCAGCUCUUGGACUACAAGACCAAGCCGAAUCUAAAAGUAAAAAGGUCAUCGUCGAGUUCGCACGGCCGAAUAUUGCAAGGGAGUUCACCAUAGACCACUUGAGAAGCUCGAUCCUUGGUGCUUAUGUAUCCAACAUACAUGAAGCAAUGGGCUAUUCUGUGGUUAGGGUUAACUACUUAGGAGAUUGGGGAAAGAAUCUCGGUCUGCUCGGAGUGGGCUGGCAGAAGCAUGGCUCGGAAGAGAUUGUCAAUGAGCAGACAGAUCUGUUUAGAUAUAUACACGACUUGUAUGCUAAGAUGGAAGAGGAGCUUCAGCCAGAGCAGGAUGCGAGAAAGAAGGCUCGACAAGAUGGCCAGGAUACAUCGGUUCUUGAAAGCCAGGGCCUAUUCGCAGAACGGGACGCGACCUUUAAGCAAAUGGAAGACGGCGAGCCAGCAGCGAUGGCCUUGUGCGAGAAGCUCCGAGCUAUCACUAUCGAGUAUUACAUCGAGACCUAUGCAAAACUCAAUAUCAAGUUUGAUGAAUAUUCUGGCGAAUCCCGAGUUAGUCUUGAUUCAGAAGCAAUUGCCCAGGUCGAGUCGAUGUUGAAAAAGAAUGAUGUUUGGGAAGAGAAGGAUGGGGCAUGGGUUAUUGACUUCGACAAGCACGGUGCGAAGCUAGGUACUGCAGCCAUUCGAGAUAGAAACGGCUCCACGACGUACCUGCUCAGAGACAUUGCGACAGUCUUCGACCGACUCAAAACCCACGAGUUCGACAAGAUGGUAUACGUUGUUUGCGAACAAGACGUGCAUUUUCGACAAGUUUUCAAAGCCGUUGAGAUCAUGGGUCGUGGAGAUGUCGCGAACAAGCUGCAACAUGUCACCUUUACCAGAGCUAAUAGUCCUGUAGCUCAACCUGGAAGUACCCAACUGCUAGGUGACAUCCUCGAUCAAUGCGAAAAUCAUAUGCGUGAUGCAAUGACUGCGAACCCGGAUGAGUAUCAGAUUGAAGAUCACGAUGCAGUUGCAAAAGCGAUGGCAAUAAAUUCCCUAGUUCUCCAUCAGCUCUCUCUGAAGAAGGGCGACAGCAACGAUCUUGACUUCAAUCUCCUUACCUCUCCAACAGGCGAGACAGGCACAAAUCUACAACUGUGCUAUGCAAAGCUCUGCUCUGAAAUUGCCAGCGUUGGGCCGUACCCAGGUCCAGAUGAAAUUCCCGAUCUCGACUACACCUCACUCUCGCAACCCCCUUAUUCUGAUGUACUCCGACUGAUAGCCAGGUAUCCAGUCGCGACCCAAUUCGCUUUCGAAAAAUUGGACCCGGGCAUAAUUAUUCUUUAUAUGUUCCUAGUUAUCGAUGAGCUAAGUGCUUGUCUUGCUAUUGAUGAGUUUGAGAGAGUUGAGGGUGAGGGGGAAAGCUCCUCUGCUGGGUUGAAGCAUCUAGCUCGAGUGGUUAUGUAUGAAAACAUUCGACAGGUGUUGGAAAAUGGUUUGAAGCUGCUUGGGAUUACUCCUAUUAGUCCAUGA
Messenger RNA from Pseudogymnoascus verrucosus, 2193 nucleotides. RefSeq lists its product as uncharacterized. Lineage: Eukaryota; Fungi; Ascomycota; Leotiomycetes; Thelebolales; Thelebolaceae. The record is from RefSeq and is a predicted model, not a curated record. Gene Ontology annotation, biological process: mitochondrial translation; arginyl-tRNA aminoacylation. Gene Ontology annotation, cellular component: cytoplasm; mitochondrion. The transcript has 2 exons. Bases 262 to 2193 code for a protein of 643 amino acids. Gene Ontology annotation, molecular function: ATP binding; arginine-tRNA ligase activity.